AUGUCUGGUUAUCUAUCGAACUUCUCAUUGAACAAGAUCACAGAUACACUUGCCAAUGCGGCUCAUAAGACUCAGGAUACUUUAAAUUCUGCAAUCGCUAACGUUAGUGAUCCACAAGCAAAGUUAUCCUUAAAGGCACGUACUAGGUAUUUGCAAGAAACGUUGGGGACUAUCGAUGAUAAAAGUAAAUUACCUCCACAAUACCAAUCUUUGGAGAAGAAGUCGGAUGCUUUGGAGAAAUGUUGCAAGAGAAUACUAUUAGUGACAAGAACUUUUGAAGUUGAAGGUUAUGAUUAUCCACCCAACUUAACUGAAUCAAUCUCUGAUUGGUGGUCCUUAAACAAGGACGGGUGGUUUGGUACAAAGAAACCGGAAAAAACGAAGAAUGAUUCAUCCGAUGGUUCUGAUGCAUUCUUACCUAGAUCAUUUUCUCAGGCUAUUUCAAAGGCCGCUAACGAUUGUAAUUCAGUCUUUACCAAUUUACAAGAACAUGGUGAUGAAGAUGAAGAAGAUGAAGAUGUUUCAAAUGUAGCCAAGAUGUUUGAUUCAUGGUCGAAAUGCUAUAAAAAUAUCGACGAAGGUAAACAUGAGAUGGACUCGAUGAUUCGUAAGGAAUUUAACACGAAAUUGGAAAAGAUCAUUAACGAGGACUUCAAAAAGGUUCAUGCUUCACGUAAGAAAGUGGAAGAAUCAAGAUUGAAAUUCGAUACAGUUCGUUAUGAGAUUAAAUUGAAAGAAACUGAAAAUGCUAAGAAAUCCACAGAGACCGAUGAAGCAUCAAAGGAUGAAACGAAGACGGAGGAAGAACCUCCUAAAACUUCGGAAGAGGAUAAACUAUUGGAGGAACUGGAAGACGAAUUUGUCUCUAACACAACUGCUGCUGUCGAGAUAAUGGGUGAGGUAACAGAGAGUGCCGAGAUCCUGGGCUUAGCCAAACUAUUCCAAAAUUUCCAAUUAGUAUACUUCAGGCAAUGUGUUCAAGAAGUUGAAGCAAGUUUGAAGAUCCUUGGUGCACUCGAGAGCGACGACAAUUAA
Molecule: messenger RNA, 1035 nt
Organism: Torulaspora delbrueckii
Lineage: Eukaryota; Fungi; Ascomycota; Saccharomycetes; Saccharomycetales; Saccharomycetaceae
Exons: 1
Coding region: 1-1035 (344 amino acids)
Source: RefSeq, a predicted model, not a curated record